Messenger RNA from Suricata suricatta (meerkat), 2212 nucleotides. It is a transcript of the gene KLKB1, whose product is annotated as kallikrein B1. The coding region runs from base 10 to 1917 and encodes 635 amino acids. Gene Ontology annotation, biological process: proteolysis. Gene Ontology annotation, molecular function: serine-type endopeptidase activity; protein binding. The record is from RefSeq and is a predicted model, not a curated record. Gene Ontology annotation, cellular component: extracellular region. The transcript is spliced from 15 exons. Lineage: Eukaryota; Metazoa; Chordata; Mammalia; Carnivora; Herpestidae.
GCUUUCAGGAUGAUGUCAUUCAGGCAGGCGGCUUAUUUCACUUGCUUGUUUGUUACCGUUUCCUGUGGAUGCCUGACUCAACUGUACACAAACACCUUCUUCAAAGGCGGGGAUCUGACCGCCAGGUACUCCCCCAACGCUGAGCACUGUCGGAUGAUGUGCACGCUCCAUCCUAGGUGUUUGCUCUUCAGCUUCCUUCCUGAAAGUGCCACCAACGACACAGAUAAAAGAUUUGGUUGCUUCCUGAAAGACAGUAUUACAGGAACUCUGCCAAAAAUGUCACGGGCAAGUGCAAUUUCUGGACAUUCCUUAAAGCAGUGUGGCCAUCACAUAAGUGCUUGCCACCGAGACAUUCAUAAAGGCAUUGAUAUGAGAGGAGUCAAUUUUAAUGUCUCUAAGGUUGAAAGUGCUGAAGAAUGCCAAAAAAAGUGCACCAACAGCAUUCACUGCCAAUUUUUCACAUACGCCACUCACACAUUUUACAAAGCAGAGCACCGGAACACCUGCCUGUUAAAGCACAGUACGGGAGGAACCCCCACCAGUAUAAAAGUCCUGGCUAAUGUGGCCUCUGGAUUCUCACUGAAGCCCUGUGCACUCUCAGAAAUUGGCUGCCACAGGGACAUUUUCCAGCAUCUCACGUUUUCCGAUGUGGACGUUGCCAGAGUUCUUACCCCAGAUGCUUUUGUAUGUCAAACCAUUUGCACCUACCAUCCUCGCUGCCUCUUCUUUACUUUCCACACAAAGGAGUGGCAUCUGGAACUGCAAAGAAAUGUUUGCGUUCUUAAGACUUCCAGAAGCGGGACGCCAAGUUCCCCAACUCCUCAGGAAAACACCAUGUCUGGAUACAGCCUUUUAACCUGCAAGCGAACUUUGCCUGAGCCCUGUCACUCCAAAAUUUACUCAGGAGUUGACUUUGAAGGGGAAGAGUUGAACGUAACCUUUGUUGAAGGAGUGAAUGUUUGCCAAGAGGCUUGUACUAAGAUGAUUCGCUGUCAGUUUUUUACUUAUUCUUUACUCCCAGAAGACUGUCGGGGAAAGAAGUGUAAGUGUUCCUUACGAUUAUCUUUGGAUGGGUCCCCAGCUGGGAUUACGUAUGGGACCUGGGCGAGCUCUGGCUAUUCUUUGCGGCUGUGUAAAAGUGGGGGCGGUUCUGUCUGCUCAACAAAAACAGACACACGCAUUGUUGGGGGAACCAACUCUUCUUGGGGAGAGUGGCCUUGGCAAGUCAGCCUGCAAGUGACGCUGAGAGCCCGGAGCCACCUGUGCGGAGGGUCAAUCAUCGGACGCCAGUGGGUCCUAACUGCCGCCCAUUGCUUUGAUGGGCUUCUCCUGCCGGACAUUUGGCACAUUUAUAGUGGCAUUUUCAAUCUGUCCGAGAUAACAACAGAAACUCCUUUCUCACGAAUAAAGGAGAUUAUUAUCCACCAAAAUUACAAAGUCUCGGAAGGUGGUGAUGAUAUUGCCUUAAUAAAACUUGAGGCUCCUUUGAAUUAUACAGAAUUCCAAAAACCAGUAUGCCUACCUUCCAAAGAUGAUAAAAAUAUAAUUUAUACUAACUGUUGGGUAACUGGAUGGGGCUUCGCGGAAGAAAAAGGGAAAAUCCAAAAUACCCUGCAAAAGGCAAAUAUUCCUUUGGUAUCAAGCGAAGAAUGCCAGAAAAAAUAUAGACAUUAUGAAAUAACCAAACAGAUGAUCUGUGCUGGCCAUAAAGAAGGAGGCAAAGAUGCCUGUAAGGGAGACUCAGGCGGCCCCUUAGUUUGUAAACACAGUGGAAUGUGGCAUUUGGUGGGCAUCACCAGUUGGGGUGAAGGCUGCGGCCGCAGAGAACAACCAGGUGUCUACACCAAAGUUGCUGAGUACGUGGACUGGCUUUUAGAGAAAACCCAGCUCAGCGAUGGACACGCCAGCCUUGGAUGAAGUGACCAGCGUGAAGAAGUUUACGAGAGGUGGGAAGAAAUCCAGUUGGUAGCAUAAGUCUUACAACCUAAAUCCAAUUCAAGCCCUGAGCCGUGGGGUCGCAAAAUCAUGGCGAGCGGUAUCUACCUCGUGUCCUUGUCAUGAGGGUAAAAAGCGACGACACAUACAGAGCUGCUGAGGACAGUGUGUUGCACAGGCCAGAGUUGAACGUUCUGUAAUAAUGCUGAUAACAGGAGAUAACAAUUGAACAUUUCCAUGAUUAUUUGUUGUGCAAUAAAAUGGCAAAGGAAUGUGA